UAUGAUAUUCCAGUUCGCACUUGUUUCUGUUUUCAAAUUUGAGAUUUGGUUACUGUACACUGUUACAAGAUGUUUUUUGCAUCCUUGUGCACGGUGUGAAAUCAUAAACAAUCGCAAAACGAUGCCUGCAACGGCACCACAUCUCUCUGUUCAGGUUUUGUUAAGUUACCGUAACCAAUCUGGUGAUUCUGAGAUUCUGUGUUAAUUGCUCGUUGUAGGCUUGUUGCGAAAGGUACCGUCAAGUACGUAUUCAGUUAAAAUAUUUUGUAGUUCGUGGAAAUUGCAUUAUCUUGUAACUUGUGACUUCUUGUCCGCUGGAAUCUGCAACCGUAUAGACUGGAAGCCGCGCGAAUAGAAGAAGUUCUUAUUGCGAUGUGUUGAGUGAAACUCUUACUUGCGGUGGUCAGGUCGGCGGCUCGUGAUAAUUUUAUUCAUUCGAUAAAUACUUAUUAUCAUGGAAGAAGCUUUUGCGCUGGCUGCUGAGAUGCUCCCGGCCUCCUCCUAUUUCCUUUCCGGAAUACCGGGAGCGAUGUAUUACGCGUACUACUACAAAAACUACUGCGGCCAGAUUCCUGAAAUGUAUGGUGGAGAAGGCCCGUUCUUAGAGCUACUCCAGAAAAACUGUCCAAUUUUCAAGGAGGAAUACCGACCUCCACCGCUCGUUCAUGAGUCGCGGCUGAUGACCAUCGUGGCUGCCGUGGGUCGGCAUCGUGGGCUGCAAUAUCCUUUUGCAAGGGAGCUUUUCCGCAAUGAGGAAAUCGGUGAGAUCGCAUUGGAUUGGUGGGAUAGUCGGAUGCGGCCAGAGCCGAUCACCGCGGUGCCCGGUGUUCCUUCAUCCACCUUAGUGGACUCGUUGAGCUACUAUUACCAUAACCUCAGUCUGCCGCAUCUGCGACUGCCCCAAAUACCAAUACCUCAUAUGCCGCAGAUGCGGAUUCCUCAAAUACAGAUUCCUUAUUUUGGACCCUUGAAACGCUCCGCAUCGGCUACGGGUAAUGAAUUCACCCAUUUAGAAGAGUCCAUUGAAGGUCGGGAUGAAUUGGAUCCGCAGGAUGCGGUCGAGUGCGCCUCAUCGCCGGAUACGGAUCUCGCCCGUCGCGACAAUAUCGACGAAGGCAUUGAUUCCGGGAGUAGCCCCCGCGAUGGGCGUUCGCCUGAGCCCCCGAUGCGGGAUGCGCAUUUUUCCUUGUCGGAUAUGUCGGAUACGGAUGAAGCCAUGGGCCCGACUGCUUAUUCUGCCUCCCCGCCACAGAGUGAAAGCGCCUUGAAGGAAGAAGAUGAAACCAAUAUGGAAAUUGAUGACGGUGAUGGUGUCUUUCUUUCCGAUCUACUUCCUGCGUCUAUGACGGUCGGCAGUCAUUUGAAUGUCGACGGAAGCGACGUGACGAUUCCCGAACCUAAGGGCAUCGUCCUGAUUCUUCCUGGCUUAACCGGCGAUAGCUCACGGAAUUAUGUGCAGGGAUUGGUGCAAGUGGUGGAACAAAUUGGCUACACGGCCGUGGUGAUGAAUUAUCGCGGAGCUACAGGGAAUUUGAAAGCCUGUUUUAUGGCGGAAGUGUCAGAUGUUGCGCAAGUAAUUCGCCAUAUAAAACAACGAUAUGCCGAUGUGCCGCUCGUUGCUGUGGGUGUUUCACUUGGAGGUAUUUUGCUUACCAAUUAUGUGGCGCGAUGUGGCAUCAACAACGAAGAUUCGUUGCUCCUGGGUGUUAUGACGGUAUCGGUAGCGUGGAAUUUUUUCGAAUCGGCCAAAGAACUAGAGCAGCCGUUGAACUACCUCCUCUUCAACAGAAUGUUAACAAGAACCCUAACAGAUGCGAUGGAAAAGCACGCGGAAGUGCUACAGAAUGCCUACAAUCUGGAAGGCAUAAAGGACAUUAAAUCGCUAAGGGAAUUUGACGAGCGAUUUGCCGCAAAAAUGUUUGGUUAUUCCAAUCAUGAAGAAUACUAUAAGCACACCACGCUCCAUGACAAAGUUUGCCAUAUCAAAACGCCAUUAUUGGCAAUCAAUGCGGGCGAUGACAUGUUUUCGCCAUACGAUGCUAUUCCCAAAGAUGAUGCUAAGAAAAACCCGAACGUGUGUAUAGUCGUAACCUCACACGGUGGCCACAUCGGUUUCAUGGAGGGACGAAAUCCCUUUGGAACGAAUUAUGUGGAAAGAGUCUUUCAGCAAUAUGCCAAAGCGCUGUUUGAUAAUCACGAUAAAGUCAUUGCUUCCCCGAUUCCCGAUGAGCCUCCCGUGCCGAUGACCAUGCCGGUUGCAGAGGACAAAGAAGCGAUGCCGGCCGCAGUGGCCGGACUGGAUAUUGCAGCUGAUCUUCUUCCAACAGAGCAGUGAUUUGCGAGAAGUCUUCCUCGCUGACUUUCUCAUCCGUAUCUUGAAUGAACAGAUUGCUAAUACGCUGUCGUUGCUUACCGGCUAACAGUCAAAUGUCUUUUGAGUUGCAUUUUUGAUGCUUUUAGCUUUCGUUUGGAUUUUUACUUUCGGUACUCGUAUGGUAUAUCGACAGUACCUGCGCUGCGCUUCUUUUGCAACUGGUGAUAUUUACCGGUAAUUUUAAAUUACAUAAUUAUUCCAGUCUGUUAAUCGCUUCGUGUUCUUGUUUUUUUUGUGGUUGUUGAAACACCAUCCGGCGGAAACUGUUGCAUUUUUAUUUGUUCCUAGAUUAUGAAUGAUGAUGUAUUUGAUUGGAUCGUAAGAAAAUGGAUCUCAUUAUAAAGCUGACUUUGACUGAAAAA
Molecule: messenger RNA, 2736 nt
Organism: Paramacrobiotus metropolitanus
Lineage: Eukaryota; Metazoa; Tardigrada; Eutardigrada; Parachela; Macrobiotidae
Product: phospholipase ABHD3-like
Exons: 9
Coding region: 455-2335 (626 amino acids)
Biological process (GO): medium-chain fatty acid catabolic process; medium-chain fatty acid biosynthetic process
Molecular function (GO): acetylesterase activity; monoacylglycerol lipase activity
Source: RefSeq, a predicted model, not a curated record